UGAUAAUUAAAGAAAUGAAUGAUUCAAACAAUAGUUUGAGAUUUAAAUCAAUGAUUGGUCUUAAAGGACAUCACCGAAGCCGUCAUGACUUAAAUCAGAGCUCUUUUAUUAGUUUAACAAAUAUAUCGAUUUCGUCGACAUUUUCGUUGUCAUCAUUGAAGAGUUCGUCGCUGAAGAAAAUGAGACGAUUUUUGACGACAACUAAAUUGACACGAAAUAAGUCAUCGGUUUUGUCGCCAAAAAAUCUCAACAAUGAAUUGGAGGCCAAAAACAAACAGAGAAACAGAAAAGAGGUUAACAAUGACAGCAACUGUGAACGCAUCCGACCCUCAAUAUCUUCGCCACAAAUUGUUUGUAAGAAAUCAUUACCGAUCACUAAUCGCAUCAUUUCGACACCGAUUUCACGAAAUGAAAACAGUAAUAGUCGUAUGUUUUGUAGACAAUCAUCCAAAUUAUGGAUAGAAAGUAUACCACAAGAAGUGGUGACCAAAUUUAAAGAGGCCUUCAGUUCUUGUGAAUAUAAACGACAAGAAGCUAUCUUUGAAUUAUUUUCGGGAGAAAUGGAUAUGUGUUACGAUUUGGGACUAAUUGAGGCCACGUAUCAAAACUCUUUAAUUCAUUUGGCAAUUAUUGAUGAAUCCGAGGCUUUUCAGAUAUUCGGUGAUUUGCAUGCUUUACAUUCAGUGCACUCUUCACUCGUCCAGAACUUAGAAGCGAUUCGAGAUAAAAAUGGUAUCUUUGGAUCAGUCGGUAAAGUUCUAAUGGAUUGGACACCAAAACUGGAAGUUUAUGAGAAUUAUUGUUCAAAUCAAAGGGCAGCGAAACAAAUACUUGAAAUGAAGAUUAAGUGCGAUAAGCGAAUGAAUGAUUUUCUUCAACGAUGUCUUGAGUCUCCAUUUAGCCGAAGACUUGAUUUGUGGGCAUUUUUAGACGUUCCUCGAAAUCGAUUAGUUAAAUAUCCUCUGCUUUUAAGAGCCAUAAAAAAGUAUACUUCAGAAACAAGUUUUGAUUACAAAGCUAUUGAAUGUGCCGUCAAUUUAAUGGAGAAAAUUAUAUCACAAGUCGACUACCGAAUGGGUGAAGAAGAAUGCAAAGUGUUUGUCGACAAAAUCGAUUUCGACCGAAGCUGUGACUCAAACGUAUGUCUAAUUGAAGCCAAAGCUAUUAUAUGCAGCGGAACGUUACGUAACUCUCGGGGAACAAAAGUUUUAUGUAUUUUAUUUGAUACAUGUUUUGUACUGACGAGACAUAACAACGAUUCCGGUGCUUUUGUCCUCUACCGACAACCCAUACUAAUCGGCGAACUGCAGUGUGAUUCGGGAGCAGCUGUAAAAAUGGGCAAUACUUUAAAUCGUACACUCAAUGGACCGGUAAAUCCAAACAAAUCUUUUGUCUUUCGUGUUUAUUCCUCUCAACGCGACAUCACUUAUACACUUCAAGCUAAAGACGCCAACAAUUUUAAAUUGUGGUCAAAUAAAUUAAGACAAGUUCUCGAUAAAUAUACUAUUAAACAGAUGACAAAUAAUCCAACGAUACCUAAAAUUAUGUCCAAAACUGUUAUCUUUAAAGAGCCGAUGCAAACACCAAAUAAAUCUCUUAAAAAGACAGAAGAAUCGCCGCGAAAGAAGAUUAAGUUUCAUAAUGAAAAUGAUUUGACCGAAUGCUAUGUUUAGCAAUUUUUUAAGCAAUUCUUUACCGAAUUUAUACCGAAAAUCAAUGAAUUUCAGA
Messenger RNA from Oppia nitens, 1728 nucleotides. RefSeq names its product rho guanine nucleotide exchange factor 3-like. Gene Ontology annotation, molecular function: guanyl-nucleotide exchange factor activity. Lineage: Eukaryota; Metazoa; Arthropoda; Arachnida; Sarcoptiformes; Oppiidae. The transcript has 2 exons. The record is from RefSeq and is a predicted model, not a curated record. Gene Ontology annotation, biological process: positive regulation of Rho protein signal transduction. The coding region runs from base 15 to 1673 and encodes 552 amino acids.